Sinocyclocheilus anshuiensis is the source of this 1323-nucleotide messenger RNA. Its product is annotated as redox-regulatory protein FAM213A-like. The record is from RefSeq and is a predicted model, not a curated record. The transcript has 6 exons. Gene Ontology annotation, molecular function: antioxidant activity. Lineage: Eukaryota; Metazoa; Chordata; Actinopteri; Cypriniformes; Cyprinidae.
UCUGUCGGUCGGACAGACUGUAUAAAAACAGGUCGGACAGACUCUGCCCACACCGCAGUUUAACAGCCAGCCAACUGACACAGAGCCGUUGAACCGCAAGCCUGUCAUCGUCUGUCCUGGAGGGUGAGACGCUAGCUAUGGGCAUGUGGUCACUCGGCCUUGGCGCUGUGGGGGCCGCCAUUGCCGGCUUAAUACUUGCAAACACUGACUUCUUGCUGACUAAACCGGCACCUGCUUCUGUAGAAUAUCUAGGGAAUGCUGACCUCAAAACCAUCAACAGUGAUGAGAGGGCUUUAAAAGCGAAAACUCUCUGGGAGAAAUCUGGUGCGGUGAUCAUGGCUGUCCGGCGACCUGGAUGAUUUUUGUGCAGAGAGGAGGCCUCUGAGCUGUCCUCUCUGAAGCCCCAGCUGGAUGAGCUCGGGGUCCCUCUGUAUGCUGUUGUGAAGGAGAAUGUAGGUACAGAGAUUCAGGACUUCAGGCCUCACUUUGCAGGGGAGAUCUUCCUGGAUGAAAAGCAAGCUUUUUAUGGGCCACAACAGAGGAAGAUGGGUGUGCUUGGUUUCAUUCGCUUGGGAGUCUGGCAAAACUUUAUAAGGGCCUGGAGGUCAGGUCACCAAGGCAACAUGAAUGGAGAAGGUUUCAUCCUGGGAGGGGUGUUUGUCAUCGGAUCAGGUGAACAGGGGGUUCUUCUAGAGCACAGAGAAAAGGAGUUUGGAGAUAAAGUCAGCAUACAGUCGGUUUUGGAAGCCGCUAAGAAAAUUGUGGUAGAAAAGUAGAUGUUGUCUAAGUUUGUCAGGUGCAGCAAAGCUGCCAAGUUUGAUUAAAAUAGAUUAAUGAAAGUUCUCCCUUGAUACAGAGUCACAACCCACCUCAUCACACUUCAUCUCUCCUACUAAUGCUGUGAAUAGAGAGAAAAGCUCAGGUUGUUGAAUCGUUAGCACUGACUGGUACAUUUAAGAGCUAAGUAACAAUGCCAUAGAAUUGCAUGUGGCCUCGUUUUAAUUCUGGUGCUUUAGUAUGUACAAAUGGGACUAAUGUUGUGUAAUUAAGUAAUAUUGUUUUUGCACUUUAGAAAUUGCUUGUCAUGAAUCAUUGUAUUGUUGCUUUUCACCUUCCUGCAUUCCUUUGGUUGCCUGCUGCCACACUGGUGGUUUUCUGUGGUAUGUGUAUUAAUGAAAGUCUGUUUCCAAACUCCAUGUUGAAAGAGCAGAUCUGAUGCAAACACGUGCUUACAAAUCUGCUGGUUUCUGGUCAGUGAGCAGCCAACGGCUCAGCUAGGGGUGGACACAAUGAACAAUAAACAUGUCAUCUCCAAAAAUUCAA